Messenger RNA from Racocetra persica, 257 nucleotides. Lineage: Eukaryota; Fungi; Glomeromycota; Glomeromycetes; Diversisporales; Gigasporaceae. The record is from the annotation of a GenBank genome assembly.
AAGAAGAAAGAAAUGAAAUUCUUUAUAGAUCUGAUGAUAAUCAAGAAAUAAAUUCAACAAGUUUAACUGAAAGCAAUAGUUCUUUAUUAAUCUCUUCUAAACAAACUGCUGAAAUUAUUGAACCAAUUAACACAAAUAUAAAAUAUAAUGAUAAAUCUUAUGCUAUACGAUGUAGAAAAUCUCAAAUAUCAAGAAGUUUAAUUAACAAUUGUCUUAUUCAGGAUUUAACUUCAACAGAAUAUUUUGUCUUUGAAUAG